AUAAUAAUAAUAAUAAUCAAAUAAAAAAAUGAUAACGAACGCCUCUCAAAGCAAAUACGCAAAGUGAUUGACAGAAUGGAAGCAGAGCGCGUGUUCUGAUUGGCUAAAGUUCCUGACUGACCGAAAAGCGCGCGCAUCUUUCAAGUGUUUGUAUGAGGAACGGUGUUUUCUCAGCGAUGUCUUAAGAUGUUUCACUGUUAUCUCACAGGGAGUCAUUUUGCUCAGUCAGACUUGGAUACUGGACAGCGCAGAGCUCACGGGGCAAUAGUACUCGAACAGUCUCGGUUCUGAGUGCAGGAGCAGUCGACGUGAAGAUCCUUUUUUCUUGUGAUGGUUUAUUCCAGGACCAGUUUGCUUCAAGUGGACAUUGCUCAUGUUGACCACACAUUUUUUAAAACUUCACAGACUUUGAAGCAAAGUCAUCUUCAUUGAAGAGGUGCCUGAAGCGAACACUUAAAACGGUGAAGAUGAGGUCAAGGACCUGCGAUAUGGAGGAAUCAGAGAACCGACCGUUUACUAAAAUCCACAACACGGAGAAAGAGAAGAGCGUGCCGGAGCAGAUGAAGAAGAAAACUAAAGCUGAACAGGAAAGCAGCGGGGAGAAGCACGUCGUUUCUGGAACACUGAAAAAGGCGCAGAAACCUCACGAGACGCGGCAGAGAGAAGCCGGACUUAUGGACCUGUCGAAAGAACAGCUCAUCCAUCUUCUGGGAGUCAUGGAAGGAGAAGUUCAGGCACGUGAGGACAUUAUUCAAAUGCUCCAGUCUGAGAGAACACGGCCAGAGGUUCUAGAGGCUCAUUACGGUUCUGCGGUUCCAAACCAACCGUUGCAGGCCCUGCAGAGAGACAGUCUGAUGACCAGCGUUGACAUGACUAGAGAUGACGUGUACGACAUCCCUAUGAUGGAGCUGGACCGUUUGGAGGAGAAGCAACGAGAAACGUACAGACGGAUGUUAGAGCAGCUUCUGUUAGCAGAGAAGUGUCACAGACGGACGGUCUCCGAGCUGGAGAGUGAGAAACGCAAACACGUCGACUUCAUGAAUAAAAGCGACGAUUUCACCAACCUGCUGGAGCAGGACAGAGAGCGACUCAAGAGACUGUUGGAGCAGGAGAAGGUGUACCAAGCUCGGAAGGAGAAAGAUCACCGAAAACAUCUUGAGAAGGUUCAGGAGGAGCUGGUCAAGCUGAAAUCAUUUGCACUGAUGCUGGUGGACGAAAGGCAGCUUCACAUUGAGAAGAUUGACGAGGAGACACAGAAGGUCCAGGAGCUCAGCAAAAAUCUGAAUGAAAGGGAGCAACAACUGGAAAUCGUCAACAACAAAGCUAAAGACGACAGCUUGAGGUUUCAGAGGUUGGAGCUUGACUUAGAACAUAAGACCUUUAAAUCCACACAGGAACAUGAGACGAUGACCUCCAGGCUAACCAAGACGGAUUCUGAAAGCCGGCAGUUGCGUCUGAAGUUGGCCGGCUUGUCACGCAAGAUCGAGGAGUUAGAGGAGACCAAUCGUACAUUGCAGAAAUCCGAAGAAGAUCUGCAAGACCUGCGGGACAAAAUAAGCAGAGGGGAGUGUGGAAACUCAAGCCUAAUGGCCGAGCUGGAGAACCUUCGGAAGAGAGUGCUGGAGAUGGAGGGAAAGGACGAGGAGAUCACGAAAACAGAGGCACAGUGCAAGGAGCUAAAGAGGAAGCUUCAAGAUGAGGAGAACCACAGCCGUGAGCUGAAACUAGAGGUGGAGAAAUUGCAGAAGAGGAUGAUGGACCUGGAGAAACUGGAGGGAGCUUUUAACGUGAGCAAAUCUGAGUGUGCUCAACUUCACACCAACCUGGACAGAGAAAGAACCUUGACAAAGAACUUCGCCUGCGAACUAGAGACGGUAAAAAACCACAUCAAAGAACUCGAGAGCUCCGAAUCGAGGCUGGAAAAGGCAGAGAAGAGUUUGAAAGAUGACUUGGCGAAACUGAAAUCAUUCACUGUGAUUCUGAUGGACGAGAGGAAAAACGUGGCCGAGCGAAUUAAACAGGAGGAGAAGAAAGGGGAAGAGCUGAGCAAAAUGUUCAAGGCGGAGCAAUGCAAGGUCACGGACGUCACUGAAAAGCUGAUCGAGGAAAGUAAAAAGCUUCUUAAAUUGAAGUCCGAGAUGGAGACAAGAGUGUCUACGCUGGCAAAAGAAAAAGAGGACAUGAAGUCUCAAAUCGUAAGUGGAGAAGAGAAAAUGAAAGAGCUGAGUGCAAAGGUAUGUCAGAUGCAAAGUAAACUAGAUGAGCAAGAGGAGACCAAGUGGGAAUCUUCCAGAAACAAGGCUGGAUAUUCUGAUGAGGACAACAAGGUUAAGGAGCUCACGCAGGAGAUCGAGAGACUCAAGAACCGUCUGAAACAGCUCGAGGUUGUGGAGGGUGAUUUGUUGAAGACAGAGGACGAGUACGACAUGCUUGAGAAGAAGUUUAGAACCGAGCAAGACAAAGCCAAUGCCCUUUCCCUUCUCCUGGAAGAGAUGAAGACCCAAAUCACCAAGAACAAAGCCAUAGAGAAAGGAGAACUGGUGAGCCAAGAAGCUGAGCUCAGACUACGCUGCAAAAUGGAGGAGGCCAGAACGAGAGAUCUUCGAGCCGAUGUCCAAGCUCUGAAGGAGAAGAUUCAUGAGCUCAUGAACAAGGAGGACCAACUAUCCCAGCUUCAGGUGGAGUACGCUGUUCUCCAAAAGCGGUUGAUUGAAGAGGAGGAGAAAAAGAAAAACACGAGUCAAGAGUUCCUAAAACUAACCCAAGAGCUGGAAGCUACAAAGCGUUACAGUCGUGCUCUUAGACCCAGCAUGAAUGGAAGGAGAAUGGUGGACGUUCCUCUCACUUCCACUGCGGUACAGACUGACGGCAAUUUGGGCGAACAUGCCGAGGAUGAGACUCCGGCCGUGUUCAUUCAGAAGUCCGUUCAAGAGGAAAAUCACAUCAUGAGCAACUUAAGGCAAAAAGGUCUCAAGAAGCCGACGGUGUUGGAGCGUUACCCGCCGGCAGCCGCAGAGAUGACCGCGAGGAAAUCCUGGAACCCUUGGAUGAAAAAGAAAGAAGCGGUGACGAUCACCCAAGAGGUCAUAUCAGACAAAACAACCCAACAGGUCAACGGAACAACAUCACUAUCUCCAGAACUAACCAUGACUCAGAAAACAGGUCGGCCACUCCAUAUUAAGGUGACUCCGGAUCAUCAGAACAGCACAGCCACAUUGGAGAUCACCAGCCCACGAGCUGAAGACUUCUUUGCCACCACUACAAUCAUCCCAACCCUUGGUCUCCAGAAGCCGCGGAUAACUAUUGUCCCUACCUCCAUGCUGACAAAGUCCAAAGCCAACGACGUAGCGAGUGGUCCAGAGCGGACAAAGUCUCCGGUUACCAUCACCGCCAUCUCUAGAGCCAAAUCUCCUGAAAAAGGUAAAGCGGAGCAUCCCAUCUCUCCUCUGUCCAUCAUCACUGUUAGUGCGAUGCCGGUCUCCCAGGCCUCCGUUUCCCCGGAACCCCUGGAGAUGACCAUGGGCAGGGCUGUGUUUAAGUUGACCCCUGAAAAGCAGACCGUGCCAACGCCCGUCCGCAAAUACAACUCCAAUAUAAUCACUACAGAAGAUAACAAGAUCCAUAUCCACCUGGGCUCACCUGCGUUUAAGAAACCUCAGGAUGAUAGAAGUGGCACGGUUACCCUUUGGCCCAAUGGUCUAAGUUCAGACAGCAAGGACACGGGGACCGUUCUGCGCUCUCCGCGACAGCAGACCACUCACGUGGGGAACACGGGGACACAGGGCAAGGUGACCAGCAGCAUCACGAUCACUCCCAUCACCUCCGCACCUUCACGGUCGACUCAGUCUGUAUUGCUACUGAAAUGUUUCAAAAUGAUAUCAGGCGGUGCCUGCUCUCUAGAUAGCUCUCUUUCAAGCAUGGGAAGAAUGUGCAGUCACCUCGCUCCGCAGCAACAAGAAUCCCCGUGUCAAAAGAGUCUGUUGUGCUCCAUGUGAAUCGAGAGCCACGCUGAGAUGUGUUCCAGCUUCACUACGAUACGGCUCGACAGAACGAACCGCUGAGAGAACAUGAGAUCCAUCACACCUGCACACCUUUAGUUCAGUGGCAUAGGUGCAUGUGUCCACAGCAUACGGUGAUGAUGCAGGAGAGUCGGAUUCAGAGUAUAACAGCAGUAACACAAGAAAGUAAACAGGAUGUGGAAUUGAGAUUUGGAGAACAAAGUGUUGACGUGAGAGGCUACAGUAUGUUAGGAUCAAGAUGUUUUGUAAGGAAGGAUUGAGACGUCAAGCUUUAAUACUGACAUGCAACCACAGCUAAAUUCACCUUGAAGUUCAUUUGCUUGAAGUUUCUACAUUUUUUUAAUACAAUUAAUAAUAAAGGGAGUAUUUUAAUGGUAAACGCAUAUAGAAGCUUUUGCAAAACCUAUAAAUUGUAAAAAAAAUACGACAACAUGCAGCAUUGCCUUUUUAAACAAGAAAUCAAAACAUAAAAAGCCUUUUUUGACUGACCUCACCAAACUAUCAGUUAAAUAAAACAUUUAAAUUCUGGGUAACACCUCACAUUAAGGUUCCCUUUAUAAAGAAUUUAUAAAUAUGUUUAUAUUCUAGCGAAAUGCCAGCCAAGCAGUGAGUUGUUUUUAACUCGCAGGUUAUAAAUGCUUAUUAAAUGUAUUUAUUUGACUCAAUAGCAGAUUCAUUAUUAUCUUGAUGUUGUUUGCAAAAUAGGCUGUCAGACAGAAGACUGAAGGGUGUUGUGUUGGUUUUUUAUUAUUGUAUAUUUCAUAUCUUAUAUCACUUUUCAAACCAGGUUGCUUUACAGAUCUUUAUCUUUGUAACCAAGAGAAAACAGCUUUGGAUAAGCAUCAUGAUCUGAAGGUAAGAUGUUAGGAAUCGCAUCAGUUAAGCAGUGUUGGGUGUAACUAGUUACUAAAUCAUUAGUUACUGUAAUUUAAUUACGUUCCCCUUUAAAAAGCAAAUUAAGGGAUUAGUCUUAUGAUUUCUGUAAUUUAAUUACAGUUACUUUGGAUGUAAUUGAACUAAAUACUGGGUAUACAGUAUAUAAUGUAUGCAAUAAUUGAAUUAACAUUACAAUUCAAAGUCUAACUAUAAAAUCUGUCCUUCAAUAUGUAAUUCUCACAUUUGUAAUACUUUAGUCAGUUAAUAAGAGAAAUUGAUGUAGUUUUAUAUGAUCUAUUUGAAUGAAUGAAGUGUCGUUUCAUGUCUAUCCUUGAAUCACUUAACUAAUCAAGGUUGAUAUAGAAAGUCAUUAGUAAUAAGUAAUUAAAUACUUUUUGGAGAGAGUGAUCUCUCCAGUAAUCUAAUUACACUAUUGAGAAUGUUGUAACUAGUAAUUAAUUACUUUUUCAGAGUAACUUACAACACACAACAUGGAAAGCAAAAUGGUUUGAAAAGUGACAUAAGAUGUGAAUUACACAAUAAUACCAGAAACCAACAUAACACCCUACAGUCUCCCAUAUGACAUCUUAUUUUUCUAAUAAUUAAGCAUUUAUGACAUGUGAGUUAUAAAUGGCUCACUAUCUGGCAGCUAUUUUGUUGAAAUGCAUAUGUUAAUGUGUUAGAAUGCAUUUGUAAAUGACUUAUUAAUCAUUAAGGAACACAUUAACAAAUGCUUUAUGAAAGAAACCUUAAUGUUUGAGGCUACUGUACAAAGCAGAUCUGACUUUUUAAGAUCAAUGACUUUCCCCGAAUAUAUAUAUAUUUUUUUCUCAGAAAUGCAUCAUUACUUAGGUAAAAUGGGUGUUUUAUUAAAUGUUUUACGUCGACCAGAUGGCACUGGUUUAAAAGUGUAUAUGCUUUUUAAAAAGGACAAGCUAAGUGUCAUGCUUUUAAUUACAGUAUUUUCAUGUGAUAAACAGAUGAAAUAUCAGGCAGUAUGAGAGCAGGUGAGCACACAGUAUGUACUGUAUGUUCAGAAUGAUCUAUGAAUGAACCCAUUCACCAGACAGAAUAAUGCUGCAAACACAAUUUGCACUUUAAACUCUGUGAAUGUGACUCUAAUGAAGUCUGUGUACUCCAACACCUGGAAAAUUCACUAAAUAAAAUUCUUUC
Triplophysa dalaica is the source of this 6068-nucleotide messenger RNA. It is a transcript of the gene filip1b, whose product is annotated as filamin-A-interacting protein 1. The coding region runs from base 468 to 3995 and encodes 1175 amino acids. NCBI's taxonomy places the organism in Eukaryota, Metazoa, Chordata, Actinopteri, Cypriniformes, Nemacheilidae. The transcript has 9 exons. The record is from RefSeq and is a predicted model, not a curated record.